AUGCGCCGUGCAAAUGCCAAAAAAGCAAGAGAGAAAAAAGAACUUAAGGACAAAGAUAAAGAUGACUUACCAAUCGUUGACGAUGCAUAUGACUUGGAGAAUGAUGAAGCAGCGGAAACAGUAUUUAGAAAGCUUAUUGAAAAUGCUAAAGAAAUGGAUUAUAAUAAAAAUUCACGUUGGAGGUAUACUGGAAAUUCUGAUCUAAAUAAUAUAAAUGAAGCCACAGGAGACCAGCAGUCAGAUUCAGAAAGUGAUAGUGAUCUUGAACUCGAAGAAAAACCAUUAAAAUGGAAACAACAACUUCAAGAAACUGAGAAAAGGAUACAAAAUCUGCUAGAUACUAUGGAAAUGUCAAAGACAGAUAAGGUGAAGUAUGUUUCUGUGAUCCAUUAUAUUCGACUUCUUCAACAUGACUCAUCUAAAAUGGAAGCAAGUCGAGUUGUGGCAACCAUUCACAAUGGUGGUAAUCUCUUACCUCCAUCUCAACGUGGAAAGCACCCAUCGCAGUCACUUCUUCAUGAUGAAGAAGUCUCCUUAAAAGUAGCAAAUUACUUAAGAUCAACAAAAUUCAAAGUAAAUCCAAGACUUGUCAAACAGUACUUUGAAAAUAAUAUUCUGCCUGAGCUUCACAUUGAUCAAGUGCAAACGAUUUCUUUGACUACGGCACGGCGUUGGAUGAAAAAAAUAGGGUUUUAUUAUAAGAGAUAUCAAAAAGGUGUAUAUGUGGAUGAUCACGAAAGGGAGGAUGUGGUUGCGUAUCAUAAAGUAUUUCUACAAAAUAUGGCAGAAUAUAAAAGGUUGAUGCCUAAGUGGACUGAUGUUGAUUGUAAAGUAUGUGAAGAGCCGUAUUUAUUGCCUGGUGAACAAAAACAUAUCUUGAUUAACCAUGAUGAAUGUACCUUCCAUUCUUAUGAUGGCACCCGUGAGUUUUGGGCACCUGAAGGUAAACAACCGUUAAGGAAAAAAGGACUCGGAAAAGGGCUUCAUGUUAGUGAAUUCCUAGUAGAAACAAUUGGAAGAUUGAAAGAUGAGAAGGAAGAAGCAAGGUUAAUAAUGCAAUUGGGUGCGAAUCAUGACGGAUAUUGGGAUGGACAAAAGUUACUUCCCCAAGUAAAAAAUGCCAUAGAUAUAUUUGAAACGACUCAUCCAGGAUAUAUUGGGGUUUGGGCAUUUGAUAACGCCACCAGUCACAAAGUUAUGGCACCUGACGCAUUAGUAGCUGCUAGAAUAAAUUUAAAACCUGGUGGACAGCAGCCAAAGAUGAGAAACACUGUAUGGAAUGGAGAAACCCAAACGAUGGUGUUCCCAGAGGAUUAUGAAGAUGACCCUACUUUACAAUCAGAACUGAAAGGAAUGAAACAAAUUCUUAAAGAGAGAGGCCUUUGGAAAGAUGGAAUGUUAGCAGACUGUAAAGUACGUAAAAAAGAUAAAUUGAAUUCUGACAUAGUAAAUUGUUGUGCACAGCACCUUAUUGCGAACCAGCCAGAUUUUUUAAAUGAACGUGGAUUAAUUCAACAAGAGAUUGAAAAACAUGGUCAUAAGGUGAUUUUCUAUCCUAAAUUCCACCCGGAACUUAACUAUAUUGAAACGUACUGGGGUGCAGCAAAGAGACACGCGCGAGAAAACUGUGACUACACAUGGAAGGGACUACAAGAAAAUGUACCAAUUGCACUUGACUCCGUUCCAGUUGAAAUGAACAGAAAAUACGCAAGGCUUUCUUACCAAUGGAUGGAUACUUAUCGAAAAGGGUUAACCGGCCGAGCAGCCGAGUACGCUGUCAAAAAGCAAAGGAGUCAUCGCUCAAUUAGUUUGGUAGAUUUGGUUGAAAAUGGCGAUUAG
Cetraspora pellucida is the source of this 1839-nucleotide messenger RNA. Lineage: Eukaryota; Fungi; Glomeromycota; Glomeromycetes; Diversisporales; Gigasporaceae. The record is from the annotation of a GenBank genome assembly.